Molecule: messenger RNA, 4119 nt
Organism: Amblyraja radiata (thorny skate)
Lineage: Eukaryota; Metazoa; Chordata; Chondrichthyes; Rajiformes; Rajidae
Gene: amot
Product: angiomotin
Exons: 12
Coding region: 738-3314 (858 amino acids)
Biological process (GO): actin cytoskeleton organization; angiogenesis; regulation of cell migration
Cellular component (GO): bicellular tight junction; lamellipodium; plasma membrane
Molecular function (GO): signaling receptor activity
Source: RefSeq, a predicted model, not a curated record
CACUCCUGUAGUUAGUGGCCAGAACUCUUUUUUCCCUUCCUUCCACCCCCCUCUUCUCCCCUCUCCCCUCUCUUCUCCUCUCUCCCCACCCACUCGCCCCUGCAGUUCAAAUGCAACUUUUUCUUUGUGCCUGUGAAGUUAGUGCGAUCUCUCUCUCUCUCUUUCUCUCUGUGUGUCCAAAGGGGGAGGGAAGUUUGUUUCCUGCAUUCCUGUCAUUCUCACAGAAUGAGCCAUAGCAGACUAAUUAUUACCAGCGGCUUGACUCCAGGAGGGAGGGAGUAGAUGGGAGGGAGAGCAGAGAGAGAAGAAAGGAGAGGAGAAAGAGAAAGAGAGGGAGAGAGAGAGAAAGAAAGAAAGAGAGAGAGAGGGGAAGGAAAGAAAGAAAAGAUGACCAUUUAGCAUUACUGGAGAUUGUUGAGAAGUUGAGGUUUUAACUGUGGAAGGGUUGGUUUGGGGGUUAAGUCGCUCUGGGCAAGAGGGAAGGAGAGGAAGGAGGGAGGGAGAGAGAGGGAGGAGAGAGAAAGAAAGAGAGAGGGAGGGAAAGGGAGAGAGAGAGAGAGAGUUGGGGAGUUUACAUUGUAGCCAGGGAUAGUUUCAGAGUAGCAGCUUCGCCAGGAUGUGCCUCGACGUGGCAGAAGUGACCAGCGAGUGCCCGGCCGCCGCUCGGCAGCGCUGAGUAACUCCAGGGGAGACGAGACGGGCCUUGACGGACGUCCCCAGCGCCGAACAAGCUUGAGAUGAGAAAUUCGGAAGAAGGUGCCAGCGGGACAGUUUUGCAGCGAUUGUUACAGGAGCAACUUCGUUAUGGGAACCCCAGUGAUAGUCGCAACCUGCUCGCUCUCCACCAGCAAGCCACGGUGAACGUCAUCGCCUUCAACAGCAAGGGCUCGGUCAUCAGCUCAGUCGAUGGCAUGACCCAAGAUGAGCGGCAGAUUGUCCCGCAUUCCGCACGACAGGAGCCCCAGGGUCAGGAGCUACAGGUCGACAACGGCGCCAUGGAGAAGCAGCUGCAGGUCCGCAUCGGCGGGGGGCCGGCGCAGAACGCCGAGGAGCUGCCCACGUACGAGGAGGCCAAGGUGCAGUCGCAGUUCUUCAGGGGGCAGCAGCACACGGCGGCAGGCACCGCCUUCUUCGUCACCGGCAUCAACAACCAGAAGAUGAGGACGGAGGGGAGGUCCACGGUGCAGCGGGUGGGGGCGGCCAAGGUCCACCAGGACGACGGGCUGAAGGACCUGAAGCAGGGCCACGUCCGCUCGCUGAGCGAGCGCCUGAUGCAACUCUCGCUGGCCACCAACGGCGUCAAGGCGCAGGCGGCGUCCAUGGCCGGCGGCGGCGGCAUCAUCUCGCCGCAGCACGCCGGCGAUUUCUACACUAGCGCCGCUCACGUCCUCCCUCAGAUAUCGGUGAAGGGGCUGGACCCUCGCGGACCCCCGCCCGACUACCCCUACAAAAGCACCCUCACCCUCGCGCCCAAGGCUCAGGACUGUGGCAAUUACUACGGCGACUUCCGACUGGGAAUGAUGUCGGAGAUUCUGAAGCCGGGCCACAAUUUGCAGCAUGUCCGGCUGGAUGCUCCCGGUGUGAGAUACCUGCCCCCUCCGGAUUACGGUGCCAUCAGGCAGAGUCAAGAUGGGCAGCUAUUCCAGCAGCACAGUUAUCAGCACAGCCCUUCAUCUUCGCAGGCAUCCCUGGGGUCGUUGUCUGGGAUGCAGUCGCAGGCUUUACCCAUGGGCAUCAUGCCCCAGCCAGCGCCGCCCCCUGCCAACCACAUGUACCAGACCUUCCCUGGAGACCCCCUGGCCAUCGUGCUGCGGGCCCAGCAGAUGGUGGAGAUCCUCUCCGAAGAAAACCGAGCCCUUCGCCAGGAGCUGGAGGGCUAUUACGACAAGGUGGCUAAGCUACAGAAGCUGGAGAUGGAGAUUGAGCGAGUUUCGGAAGCCUACGAGAACCUGGCAAAGUCCUCUUCCAAGAAGGAGACUUUGGAGAGAGCCAUGCGCAACAAGCUGGAAGGGGAGAUCCGGAGGCUCCACGAUUUCAAUCGAGAUCUCAGAGAUCGCUUGGAAUCUGCGAACAAGCAACUUGCGGUUAAAGAAUGUGAGGGUUCUGAAGACAAUCGCAAGACCAUCGCUCAGCUCAUGGGGCAGAAUAAGGAAAAUUUGAGAGACAAGGAGAAGCUGGAGAUGGAACUGUCCGCCCUCAGGGCCAAUAACGAGGAUCAAAGGCGGCACAUUGAGAUCCGAGAUCAGGCUCUGAACAACACCCAAGGCAAAGUGGUCAAGUUGGAAGACGAGCUGAAGAGGAAGCAGGUGUACGUGGACAAGGUGGAGCGGAUGCAGCAGGCCUUGAUCCAGCUUCAGGCGGCCUGCGAGAAACGGGAACAGCUUGAACACAGACUGCGGACCCGACUCGAGAGGGAACUGGAAUCCCUUCGAAUGCAGCAGCGCCAGGGCACCACGCAGACUGCCUGCGGCCCGGAGUAUAACGCCACGGCUUUGAUGGAGCUGCUGCGUGAAAAGGAGGAGAGGAUCCUGGCGCUGGAGGCGGACAUGACCAAGUGGGAACAGAAGUACCUGGAGGAAAGUGUGAUGCGCCAAUUCGCAUUAGAUGCGGCUGCAACUGUGGCUGCUCAAAGGGAUACGACAUCCUUGGGCCAUUCACCAAAUGGAAGCUACGAAACGUCCUUGGAGGCCAGGAUUCAGAAGGAAGAGGAAGAAAUCCUCAUGGCUAAUCGGAGGUGUCUUGACAUGGAAAGCAGGAUUAAGACCCUUCAUGCUCAGAUAAUUGAGAAGGAUGCGAUGAUCAAAGUCCUCCAGCAGAGGUCAAGGAGAGAGCAAGUGAAAACGGAACAGCCAGCUGCGUUAAGACCGUCAAAGUCCUUGGUUUCUAUCUCCAACGCUACCUCUGGGCCCACGUCCUACUCCUCACUGCUGUCCAGUAACCCCAUCAUUGAGGAGAAGAAGGAGGACAGGAGCUGGAAGGGCAGUUUAGGUUUCCUGCUGAGCCCGGACAGGAACGAGUUGCAGUCGUCGUCCUCCUCCCCCGUCCUGCCCUCCACGCCCGUCCCGUCAGCGCACUCCAAGACGGGGAGUCGUGACAGCAGCACCCAGACGGAGCGUGGACCUGAGCACAACAAGCUGGGCGCUGUGUCACUCGCGCCCGGGAAGCUCGGCACCAACAGCCCCACACAGCUGGAAGCAACAGGCAACUAUAAUGACUAUACCCCAUUUCUAAGCAGCACGCUCGACAGGAGAGGCCCCCCGCUGCCGAGAGCGCAGGACUUUUCCGACAAUGAGAUGGUGGAAAUCCUGAUCUAAAACCUGCCUUCACCCAGGACGGAGCCAGGCGCGGCUGCAGACAAUCCGAUUGGGCGUACCCGAACUCUUGGGCCGAUGGAGUCUGGAGGAGUACGAGAGAGUAUAGAGUGUGGGAAGGAGCUGCAGAUGCUGGUUUACACCGAAGAUGGACACACACAAAUCGCUGGGAGUAACGCAGCGGGACAGGAGAGCAGCAAUGGGUGACGUAUCGGGUCGAGGUCCUUCUUCAGGCCCAAAUCGUCGCCCAUUCCUUCUCUCCAGGGAUGCUGCCUGUCCCGCUGAGUUACUCCGGCAUUUUGAGUAAAAAGUGGAUACUGAUCCGAACUAGAGGUGCUGUUAUAACAGAAUGCCCAGGGCGAAGACACAAAAAUAAGUGAAAGGAUGCAGAUCCUUUGUCCUUGUACUUUCCCUGUCCUAUAAGGAGUAUACAAAGAGUGAACUCUUCAUACCCCUGCCUGAUAUAAACUGUUUGUAGUGCCAGCACUGCCUCGAACGUAACAUUCCAACUAGAGCGAAUGCCUUUACAUGGAAGUAUUAUGAAUGCAAGGAGGAAGAGGUCAGGCAACUAUGUCUUUGACCAUCAAAGGUCUUACUGAAGAAGGACAGGGGACCUUCGAGGAACAAAAAUGGCUGCCGUCAAUAGUGGACCAAACUUUUAGUCCUUUCAAAGCCAGCGAGAAUGUCAUUCUGUGUAGGAAGGAACUGUAGAUGCUGGUUCAAACCGAAGAUAGACACAAAAAGCUGGAGUAACUCAGCCGGACAGGCAGCAAACGUAAGGGUUUGGGCACGCAAGAGGCAGGAAACA